GAUGUAUUUCCUGUGGCAGGUCAGAUAAUAUGAAUAUUAAUCAGUGGGCGGACCGAUUGAGAAAGGCCAGUCUGUUUAUGAAUAUAUUUCGCGCGAGUGUCAAACAUCAAGAUGUCUACUGGGAUUCGUGGGAACUUGGCUACGAGUACGAGUACUAGCUCAACAUCAGCAUCAGGCCCAUCAUUAUUGUGGACGCCUGUAGACUCUGAGGACAAGAGUCUUCGAGGAUUUGUCCGGUCAUUCGACGAAGUGACAGCGAUCAUAAAGUCAUUCGAGGUGGCAUCCUCCUUUACUUACGUGAAAGAGUAUGAUCGGUGCCAUGCCCAUGGCCAUGAUGAUGAUGAUGAUGAUGAUGACCCAGCCAGGCCAAGUGGUGGGCCUAGCGUUAGUACAGCCAAACAACAAAAGGUCCGCUUCCAGGACAUUCGGGAUAGUGUUAUCCCUGAGGAUGGUGUGCCGUUUUUGACCGAGCGGACUAUCUCCUAUGCAUGCAUGUUCGGUCGAGACAAAAAUGCUGCAAGGAAAAAGAGAGGAGAGGAGGAGAGGGCAAAACAUCUUUCGGGUGACCAUCCUACAAAAAAAUACUACAAGAAAAUUAUGGAAUCCAAGAAAAAGGGAUGUACAGCUGGCAUACACGUGAAGCAAGUGUCAAGAUUCAUCGACUACAAGGAUUGUAACUCCAAGUGGAGUAAGAGAAAAGCAAGUGAGGAGAUCAGGCUUGCUCGCCUUAGAGGGGAAACCCUUGCCUCUGAGAGAAGAUUCUACAUUAGGCUGCCCAGCCACGAGGACCACCAAAAGACACACAGUGUGGGCGAGGUAUCUUUCGCGAUGGAAGCUUGUACGCCUGAACCUGUGCAAGCUGUUGUAGGGGAAAAGAGAGACUUUGGCUCCUUCCAUUCUUCUAAUGUACAGGAACUUGUUGAAGCAGCCGAGGACUCAUACUUGCCGCCCAGUUUUCCGUUUGAGGUCCCAGCAUUCACUCACUGCAAAGACUUGACGUUUGGAGAAGAAGCAAGGAGAAAGCAUUUUCUGCUUGAGGACUGUACAUUCCUGAAUCAUGGAGCGUUCGGAGCAACCCUGAAGGACGCCCUGGACGUGGCGCAACAAUGGCAGCGCUAUAUUGAAAGACAACCGCUUAGAUUCUUGACAGGGAGGUCCUUCCACAUAUGGCUUACAUUACCAGGAGACUGGCCAAAUUUGUAGGAAGUGAAGCAAGUGGAAUAGUCCUCGUGCCCAAUGUCACCACAGCAAUCAAUGCUGUUGUCCGGAGCAUUCCAUUAAGAAGGGGGAGAAGAUAUUCUGCCUCAACAUCACAUAUGGUGCUGUCAAGAAGCUUCUAAAACACACGGCCGAAUCUCUGCAACUUGAAUACCAAGAA
Strongylocentrotus purpuratus (purple sea urchin) is the source of this 1378-nucleotide messenger RNA. RefSeq lists its product as uncharacterized. Gene Ontology annotation, molecular function: DNA-binding transcription factor activity. The record is from RefSeq and is a predicted model, not a curated record. Lineage: Eukaryota; Metazoa; Echinodermata; Echinoidea; Camarodonta; Strongylocentrotidae. Bases 112 to 1203 code for a protein of 363 amino acids. The transcript is spliced from 10 exons.